ACAACAACAAAGGCACCAAAGAGAAAAACUCAGAUCCUCUUUGAUUUCAAUACUCUUUAACUUCACAACCAAAGAGAUCCAGAAAACCCAACAAGUUUAAAUGGCGUCCUUGCAAACUUCAACUCUCAUUUUCUCUUCUUCUUUUUCUUCUUCAUGCUGUUCUUCUUCAAGGAGAUCAAAUACCAAUGCUGCUAUCCAUGUCCCCAAGCUCCCAAGAGUCCGCUUCACAGUCCCAAAAACAGCAACGAAGCUGGUGCUUGAGGGACUUCAAUUGAGGGAACCAAAACAUAUCCUUGAUAAUGAUUCAUACAAUAACCAUUCUGCCAUUCCAGCAACUCCUACAGCUGCUACAACUCAGCUCUAUGCAAUCUUAGAAGCCGUAGCAGACAGAGUUGAGAUGCACAACAACAUUCGCGAGUGGCGCGACAACUGGAACACGCUUCUUCUCAACUCCAUCAACAUGAUCACUCUCUCAGCUUCACUCAUGGCUGGAAUUGCAGGCACUGCAGCGGGUGCUGGAGUGUCCGUUUCGGCCUUGAACAUCUCCUCCACUCUUUUGUUCUCUGCAGCCUCCGGAAUGCUUCUUGUGAUGAACAAGUUCCAGCCUUCGCAGCUCGCUGAGGAACAGCGCAAUGCCACAAGAUUGUUCAAGCAGCUCCAGAUCCAAAUCCAAACCAUGCUUGCUCUUCAUGAACCUACUGAACAAGAUGUGAAGGACACUAUGGAGAAGGUCUUGGCACUUGACAAAGCUUACCCACUUCCUUUGCUUGGAGCCAUGCUUGAAAAGUUCCCUAAAAAAUUUGAGCCAGCUGUUUGGUGGCCUAAAAAUAUUCAAUCUCAAAAGCCAAGCAAACCCAACUCCCAGAUGGGAAAGAUUAAUGGGUGGAGUGCUGAACUUGAAGAGGAAAUGAGGGAAAUUAUUGAAGUGGUGAAGACGAAAGACAUAGAAGACUAUGAGAGACUGGGGAGCUUGGUGUUGAAGAUCAACAAGAUUUUGGCAAUCUCAGGCCCUUUGCUAACUGGGGCUGCAGCCAUUGGCUCUGCUUUUGUGGGCCAGGGCUCAGCUAGUGCCAUAGUGGCAGUGGCUGCAGGGUCAUUGGCUAGCGCAGUUAAUGCUUUUCAGCAUGGUGGGCAAAUUGGGAUGGUGUUUGAGAUGUAUAGGAACUGCGCUGGCUUCUUCAACAAAUUGGAGGAUACAAUUCAAGCCACACUUGAAGAACAAGAUUUGGAGAAAAGAGAAAAUGGGGAGUUGUUUGAAAUGAAGGUUGCUAUGCAACUGGGAAGAAGUUCAUAUCAGCUUAGAGAACUUGCAUCAAAAUCAGCUUCAUCUCGUCUGGAGGGAAUAUCCAUAGAUGAAUUUGGUUGCAAGCUUUUUUAAGUAGUUCAUCAA
This is a messenger RNA of Prunus dulcis (almond), 1390 nucleotides long. Its product is annotated as probable F-box protein At4g22030. The record is from RefSeq and is a predicted model, not a curated record. NCBI's taxonomy places the organism in Eukaryota, Viridiplantae, Streptophyta, Magnoliopsida, Rosales, Rosaceae. The transcript has a single exon. The coding region runs from base 101 to 1378 and encodes 425 amino acids.